AUGGGAAAGGGCGGCGCUCUCUCGAACGGCGUGGUGAAGAAGAUCGUCCUCUCCUACACCUACGUCGCCGUCUGGAUCUUCCUCUCCUUCACCGUCAUCGUCUACAACAAGUACAUCCUCGACCGGAAGCUCUACAACUGGCCCUUCCCCAUCUCCCUCACCAUGAUCCACAUGGCCUUCUGCUCCUCCCUCGCCUUCGCCGCCGUCCGCAUCUUCAAGCUCGUCGAGCCCGCCGCCCUCACCCGCCACGUCUACCUCACCUCCGUCCUCCCCAUCGGCGCCCUCUACUCCCUCUCCCUCUGGCUCUCCAACUCCGCCUACAUCUACCUCUCCGUCUCCUUCAUCCAGAUGCUCAAGGCCCUCAUGCCCGUCGCCGUCUACUCCAUCGGCAUCCUCCUCCGCAAGGAGUCCUACCGCCCCAACACAAUGCUCAACAUGCUCGCCGUCUCCGCCGGAGUCGCCGUCGCCGCCUACGGCGAGGCCAGGUACGACUCCUUUGGCGUCCUCCUCCAGCUCGCCGCCCUCGUCUUCGAAGCCACCCGCCUCGUCCUCAUCCAGAUCCUCCUCACAUCCAAAGGCAUCAAUCUCAACCCAAUCACCUCUCUCUACUACGUCGCCCCAAGCUGCCUCGCCUUCCUCACAAUCCCAUGGCUAAUUAUGGAAUUCCCCCUUUUGAGGCGGCAAUUAGGUUUCCGAUUCGAUUUCCUGAUUUUCGGAACCAAUUCCCUGUGCGCGUUCGCGCUCAACCUCGCCGUGUUCCUCCUUGUGGGGAAGACGUCGGCGCUGACCAUGAACGUGGCCGGCGUCGUCAAGGAUUGGCUGCUGAUUGCCUUCUCGUGGUCGGUGAUUAAGGAUACGGUGACGCCGUUGAAUUUGUUUGGGUACGGAUUGGCUUUCCUGGGUGUGGGUUACUAUAAUCACACCAAGCUGCAGGCGCUCAAGGCCAAGGAGGCGCAGAGGAGAUCUCAGCCGUCGGAUGAGGAGGCGGCCGCUAAGCUGAUGGUGGAGAGGGAAGGGGAUGGGAUGGGGAAGAAAGGAGAUUUGCAGGCUUGA
Messenger RNA from Striga asiatica, 1053 nucleotides. The record is from the annotation of a GenBank genome assembly. Lineage: Eukaryota; Viridiplantae; Streptophyta; Magnoliopsida; Lamiales; Orobanchaceae.